AUGGAGGACGAGGAGUUUAUACCGACGAACUUGAAAUACAUUUGUUCGGAAUGUGUCGAUCACCUCGAGAAGUCACUUUCCUUCAAGGGGCAGACUACCAAGAGCUUGGCUUUGCUACAAAAUGUCAAAGAUGAAGAAUAUUUAGAUGAAUCGAUACUGGAAGAGGCGGAAUGCGUCACAGGGGAAGAUGGUAAGCCGAUGGUGAUCUUGAAGACUUCAGGCUCUGAUGGUGAUGAUGAUGAGAUGGAUGAAGAUUUAGACGACGAACAUGCAAUCCAAGCUCUUGACGAAACCACCUGCAUCUACUGUGACCUUCAACUGGCCACCGUGGAAGACGUCCACGACCACAUCAGGACAGUGCACGAGCUGGAGCCGAGGACUGGCCUGCCUCUGCGAGAGUGCACUCUCUGCGGAGUAGCUUUGAGGGACCCUGCUGAUCAUCAUAAUAGAUGUCACGGCGUGAAAUCCGAAUCAGAAGGCAGGAAGUACCCGUGCCAUUUCUGCGAUAAUAUCUACGUGAGCAAGAAGGCUUGUUUCACCCAUCUACGCAUGAAACAUGGAUUAAAACUCUGCAACGAGCAAACUCCGAAAUACGUGCCGCGAGAGCGCAAGAAGUGUCACAUGUGUAACCGAGACUUCAGUCAGAAACAGAUACUCAACAAACAUCUGUGGAAGGCGCAUGGCUUUGAGGUAGAAAAACGCAAAGCCUUCAUCUGUCCACUAUGCGACGAGCGCGUGAGCUACGGCUCCAACUUCAGCGCUCACCUGCUGCACGCGCACCGCGUACACGAACAGGUCGAGCAGCUCGAGUUCCAUAAUAUGGACGAUUUCAUGAUAUUCAAGAGUGCGAUACAAGAGGAGACUAAGUACCGUUUCAGGAAGACUACGGCGAGCAAGCAGACUAUUGAAGGCGUUAGAUCUCAUUAUAUGUGCAGCCAGUCCGGCGUUUAUGUUUAUCAGGGCAAAGGCAAACGCCCAGCGCCCGAGCGUCAAAUCUACAAGACUGGCAAAGCGUGCCCCGCGCAUAUGAUAGUCACAGAAACUAUGGACCGAGUUCUCGUCACCUUCUAUAAAACUCAUGUCGGACAUGGACCUUGUCCAUAUUUUGAGCCGAGAGAAUCUAAGAAAAUCAAAACUGAAUCGCACACCACGACUUCAAUAGUCAUUGACGAAGCUUUGAAUUCUGAAUUGGAACCGAAAGCCGAAGUAGGUGAUGUAGCCGAGGAGUCGGCGUGGAUGUGCGAUGCGUGUGGCAUGGCGUUCUGUGAUGCUGACAAGUUUAGAGACCAUGUCGCCACACAUGGCUUAGAGCUGUUUCCUUGCCAGUACUGUGAUGAUGAUUUCCAAAAUCUCGACGCUUGGACCCGACACGUUCGUUUGGAACAUAACAUGGGCAGCCUGUUUUAAUGUUAACUUUUAUAAUAUAAUUACGGUUAACGAGAAAUUUACCAAAUAUUUACCUUAAGACAAUGUUUAGUUUACCAACUACAGAAGAAAAUUAAUUUAGUUUUUCAAACUUGUGAAAUGAAGUGUCCGAUUUUGUAUGACUUUGUUCAAUAAAAUUAUCAUCAAUUUA
Molecule: messenger RNA, 1576 nt
Organism: Helicoverpa zea (corn earworm)
Lineage: Eukaryota; Metazoa; Arthropoda; Insecta; Lepidoptera; Noctuidae
Product: zinc finger protein 260-like
Exons: 12
Coding region: 1-1407 (468 amino acids)
Source: RefSeq, a predicted model, not a curated record